Hordeum vulgare subsp. vulgare (domesticated barley) is the source of this 3882-nucleotide messenger RNA. Its product is annotated as probable LRR receptor-like serine/threonine-protein kinase At3g47570. Gene Ontology annotation, cellular component: plasma membrane. The record is from RefSeq and is a predicted model, not a curated record. The transcript is spliced from 2 exons. Bases 360 to 3452 code for a protein of 1030 amino acids. Gene Ontology annotation, biological process: hormone-mediated signaling pathway; protein phosphorylation. NCBI's taxonomy places the organism in Eukaryota, Viridiplantae, Streptophyta, Magnoliopsida, Poales, Poaceae. Gene Ontology annotation, molecular function: protein kinase activity; protein binding; ATP binding.
GGGUCAAUGUGAUGUAAGCAGAGGUUCGAGGCAUCAUCCUGUCCCUGACACAUGAAGGAUCAAAUCGCUUAGCGUCCAAAUGCGUGCUCACAAUAUAAAUACUAUUCCACAAGUGUGAACUUGAACAACUACUUCCAAGUUGCAACUAUUUUUGUCAGCAAAUAGUUUGAAUGAACACCAUAUCUGAUCUAAAAGCAUGUUGUGAUGCAUCAUCCCUGUUCCCACCAUAUUGAUCGCUGAACCGUGCUAUUUUGAGCGGUUAACCACCGUCACGCACCACAGCUGAGUACUUAAGCACUCUCCUGCAAAUGAAACCUUUCAUCUCCAAACUCCAUAGCUGUAGCCUGUGAACAACAACAAUGACAUCUUCGGGUAUUUUGUUUCCAGGCAUUAUUUGGUUCCUAUGCCUCUUUAGCUUCAUUUGCAGCCUACCACUAGCCGUCUGCAAUGAAACAAAAAAUGAUAGACAAGCCCUCCUAUGCUUCAAGUCCCAGCUCACGGGUCCAGCAGGAGUUUUAGCUUCAUGGAGCAACACGUCCUUGGACGUUUGCGAGUGGCAUGGGAUCACCUGCAGCAUUGUGUCCCCUCGUCGUGUGAUUGUGUUGGACCUUGAGUCACAAGGCAUCUCAGGCUCCAUAUCACCCUGCGUUGCCAACCUGACCUCUCUUACAAGGCUGCAGUUGUCAAACAAUGGCUUCAUUGGUGGCAUACCAUCCGAGCUUGGCCUCCUGAGCCAGCUCCGUGAUCUCAACCUCAGCAAGAACACUUUGGAAGGUAACAUACCAUCAUCUUUGGGUAGCAUCCGUUCUCUUACGUAUGUCGACCUUGGGGUGAAUGCUUUAACAGGGUUCAUCCCGGAGUCACUAGCAAAUAGUUCAUCACUCCAAGUACUUUCGCUCAUGCGCAAUAAUCUUACUGGAAACCUACCAAAGGUUCUCUUCAACACAUCGUCUCUUAUUAAAAUUUUCCUCCAACAGAACAACCUUGUUGGUUCUAUACCUGCUGUUAUUGCCACCUCUCCGCCUAUUGAAUACCUCGAUUUAAGGCAUAAUCAUAUUUCAGGAAAAAUACCUUCCUCAAUAGGAAAACUUUCAUCCCUUGUUGAUCUUCGUAUUACAGAGAAUAAUUUAGUAGGGAGUAUACCAGACAGCUUAGGUAAUAUCUCAACACUGAAGAUAUUGACCUUAACUGGCAACAAAUUGUCUGGGACAGUCCCACCAUCUCUCUUCACUAUGUCAUCUCUGACAUUUCUUGGCCUAGCAAACAACUCUCUUGUUGGAAGGUUACCCUCCAAUAUUGGCUACACACUCCCAAAUAUUCAGGGUUUAAUCCUCUCGUCAAACAAGUUUGAUGGCCCAAUCCCAGCUUCUCUUCCCAGAGCUUACAACCUUCGUCAGCUUUACCUAUAUAAUAACAGCCUAACUGGGUUCAUACCCUUCUUUGGGUCAUUGCCAAAUUUGACGGAACUUGGUUUGUCAUACAACCAGCUAGAAGCGGGAAACUGGGGAUUUGUCUCUUCACUGGCAAACUGUACCAGGUUGACUAAGCUGAUGUUGAAUGGGAACAGUCUUCAAGGCAAGGUGCCAAGUUCAAUAGGUAAUCUUUCUGAUAGUCUCGAGUGGCUGUGGCUAAGGGAAAACCAAAUUUCUGGGCCUAUACCACCGGAGAUUGGCAAUCUUAAGAGCCUCAACAGGUUGUACAUGGAUUACAAUCUUAUCACUGGAAAUAUACCACCAACAAUUGGUAAUUUGCACAGCUUGGUCCAUCUAUCCCUUGCACAUAACAAACUGUCAGGGCAAAUCCCGGAUACUAUUGGUGAUCUGGUUAAGCUAAAUUCUCUGAAAUUGGAUGGGAACAACAUUAGCGGAAGGAUACCUGAAAGUAUAGGACGUUGUACUCAACUCCAAAUACUCAACCUUGCUCACAACUCGCUAGAAGGGAAUAUACCAAGUGAAAUCAUCAAAAUUUCUUCUCUUUCUGAAGAGUUGGACUUGUCACACAAUUACCUAUCUGGAGGGAUACCAGUGGAAGUUGGCAAUCUCAUUAAUGUGAACAAAAUUAGCAUAUCAAAUAACAGGUUGUCUGGCAACAUCCCAUCCACUCUUGGCCAGUGUGUGGUUCUGGAGUACCUAGAUAUUUCUAGGAACAAGUUGUCCGGAAAGAUUCCACAGUUCCUCACAUCCUUAAGUUCGCUGCAAAAUCUCAACUUAUCCUUCAAUAAUUUUGGAGGGGAGGUUCCGAGAGGUGGUAUUUUUUACAAUGCUAGUGCUGUGUCAAUUGAAGGAAAUGAUGAUUUGUGUACCAGCAUUCCAACAGGGGGUAUACCUCUUUGUUCCAUGCUAGUUGAAAGAAAAGGAAAACAAAAUUCCUCGGCUCUGAUCCUACGGAUAGUAAUUCCAACUGUUGCUGCUGUUAUAUUAAUUUUGUCAUGUAUUGCAACAAUUUACUGGAGGAAGAGGAUGCAAGCAAAUCCACAUUUGCAGGAAAUUGGUGAGCAUAUGAGGAAGAUAUCGUAUAAAGACAUUGUAAGGUCAACAAAUAGCUUUUCUCAAGCAAACCUAAUUGGAUCAGGAUCAUUUGGAGUGGUUUAUAAGGGCAGUUUGAAGCUUCAGAAAGAUCAAGUUGCCAUCAAGAUUUUCAACCUUAACAAUUAUGGAGCAAAUCGGAGCUUUAUUGCAGAAUGUGAAGCCCUGCGAAAUGUCCGUCACCGAAAUCUUGUAAAGAUCAUCACUUCAUGUUCUUCUGUGGAUUCUACUGGGGCAGAUUUCAAGGCCCUGGUGUUCCAAUACAUGCCGAAUGGGAACCUAGAAAUGUGGCUACAUCCUGAAGACCUUGAACAUGGUGAGAGACAUAUCCUGACUUUAAGCCAAAGGAUCAAUAUUGGCUUGGAUGUAGCAUUUGCUUUGGAUUAUCUUCAUAACCAAUGUGCAUCUCCAUUGAUACAUUGUGACCUAAAGCCAAGCAAUAUUCUUUUGGAUGUUGACAUGGUUGCAUAUGUCACUGACUUUGGCCUGGCAAGGUUUGUAUUCACCCCAACAAAUGCAGAUAGUUCAACAAGUCUGGCCUGCCUAAAAGGAUCCAUCGGAUACAUCCCACCAGAGUAUGGAAUGAGCAAAGAGAUAUCAACCAAGGGUGAUGUCUACAGUUUUGGAGUGCUUCUGUUACAAAUGAUAACAGGGCAAAGUCCAACUGACGGAAAAUUCAGCGAUGGUGCAAGCCUUCACGAAUUUGUUCGUAGAGCAUUUCCAGAUAAUAUCUGUGGGGUUGUUGAUCCAGCAUUGCUACAAGAUGACAGAAACACACCGGAAGUGAUGGAGAAAUGUGUCAUUCCAAUGGUCAGAAUAGGCCUCUCUUGCUCCAUGACAUCGCCGAAAGACCGGCCGGACAUGGGACAAGUUUCUGCCGAGAUCCUUAGAAUCAAGCAUCUGGCCUCACACAUGGAUGUUAGAUGAAGCAAAGGAUCGGCAGGAUAGUAGCUAGCGACAGAAAUUCAUGUAAAAAGGAACAAUGAUGUGCUAUCUAAUCUGCCUUUGCCAUUCUUGAGUUCAGUUAGUGACACAUGCAGACAGUACCCUUCUCUUUUUGCCAUAGCAUUUCGUUUCAUGUUUGUAUUUUCCCUUAGUUGUACAAGUGAGCAGUAUUUGUACAAGCACAGACUGAACGAUCAGAGCUAGACCGAUUUGUGCAGUCAGAGUAAAUAUUUGGGAAGCUAACUUGGAACCGGAUAGAGGAUUAACCCUCGAUUUUGAACAUGGCUUUGGCUUGAACACAAAGUUCAACUGAACAGGCCAGAGUUAAUGGGGUCAAGAACCAAACCUAUGCCCUAUCCGUGGAGAAGAACACCCCAUAUCAAACUAUCAAAGCAGAUAGGCAUGGCACAGC